AUGCAAUUCACGCACGUUCUCUCCAUCCUCUUCUGGAUCACAGUCACUCCCGCAUUGGCCAGCGUCAUGCUCGAUCGAGAGCACAACGGACUCCAGCAGAUCCCGAUUGGAGGGGAAGAAGUCGAGACUCUGACGUUCCACUUCACAACGACCAGAACGCGGUUCGAGUUUGAGUUCUACACCAAGACCAUGACUCGCGAACAGAUGGCGGCCACUGCACAACCGACGCCGACUGGUUCCAGCCAAGAGCAAGAGGCACAGACACAAUUUAGCGGCAGAAGGACAGACAAAUGCGAUGAGACGGCUUGUGCUAUCUGUACAUGGUACUACGAAUGUGAACGGGGGACUCCGGAGUGGUGA
Molecule: messenger RNA, 360 nt
Organism: Zasmidium cellare ATCC 36951
Lineage: Eukaryota; Fungi; Ascomycota; Dothideomycetes; Mycosphaerellales; Mycosphaerellaceae
Exons: 1
Coding region: 1-360 (119 amino acids)
Source: RefSeq, a predicted model, not a curated record